This is a messenger RNA of Cannabis sativa, 542 nucleotides long. RefSeq names its product small ribosomal subunit protein mS37-like. Gene Ontology annotation, biological process: mitochondrial translation. Gene Ontology annotation, molecular function: structural constituent of ribosome. The coding region runs from base 39 to 278 and encodes 79 amino acids. The transcript has 2 exons. NCBI's taxonomy places the organism in Eukaryota, Viridiplantae, Streptophyta, Magnoliopsida, Rosales, Cannabaceae. The record is from RefSeq and is a predicted model, not a curated record.
AACAAUGCCUGCUUGGACAUGUAGUUUAGAAGAUCACAAUGGGUCGGAAAGUUGGUACUCUUCGAAUUAAUCCCAAGAAAUUUGGCUCUCUACACAAACCCUGCAUGAAGGAGAUGAUGACCUUUCUCAACUGCUUGGCACUUAACCACAACAGUGAUGAGAAGUGUGUCCGAAAUAAGGAACUUCUAAAUACUUGUAUGGAUGCUCAGAAUAACAACAGAAAGCCAUUGGGAAGCAUUAAUUACCAUAUGCAAAGGCUUAGUAGGGGAAAGAAGUAAUUUUUGGAUUUUCUAUGUAGCAAAUUUCAACUAAUUUAAUGGUUCUUAGGAGUCAUCAUUUCAGACAUAAAGAAUUAUCAUUUUGUUUUUUGCACCUAGAAGGAUAUUCUUUUUUUUUUUCUUUUUAAAUAUCUUCCAUUUCCAUUUCGAGGAAAUGUGCUAAAAAGAUCUCAAAUUUUCAGUCCUUCGACUAAUGCUUCUUAUGAGAUUUUGAAUAAUUUGUAAAACAGAGUAUAUGCUGAUUAUAGUAGGGCUGAACAUCUA